AUGCCGUCGAAGGGACGACCAAGCUCGAGAUCUAAGGCUAAGACUGUGGACACUGAGGCUAGUGGUUCACAGGUCACAGCUCAGGAUAUUCUGGCGAAGAUUCCUUCGGUUGAUUUGGACAAUGUGCAUGUGAAGGAGAAUUUGUCGUUUGGAUUUGGAGCUAGGGUUGAUGAAGGGACUGUUCAAGAUGAUAUAGCGGAAGAAUUUGCACAAGGAGCUUCAAAUUGUUUACUAGGAUUGACAAUUGUUUUUACGGGCGUGUUGCCAACUAUUGAUCGCCCUACGGCUGAAGCCCUUGCUAAGAAGUAUGGUGCACGUGUGACCAAGUCCAUAUCUAGUAAAACGUCUGUUGUUAUCCUUGGUGAUGAGGCAGGCCCAAAGAAGUUGGAGAAGAUCAAACAACUUGGUGUGAAAGCCAUUGAUGAAAACGGAUUUAAACUUUUGAUUACUGGAACGCCUGCUGAGGGUGGCGAUGGCUUUGCUGCUGAGAAGGCCCGCCAGCAGUUGAAGAAACAAGAAGAAGAGGUUCAACGUGAGGUCGAAGAGCUUUCGAAAAAAGAAAUAGAAAGGGAGCAUAAGACACGUUUGAAGCAAGCUGGUACUCCUUCGUCAGCCUUAAACUUGGUUAGGGAACAAGAUAAGCUUUGGACCGUCAAGUAUGCUCCUACAAGUUUACAACAGAUAUGUGGUAACAAAGGUGCAGUUAAUAAACUAAAGAAUUGGCUAACUAAUUGGGCAAUCAAUCAACAGAAUGGUUUUAAAACUCCUGGUAAGGAUGGGACGGGUAUCUACAGAGCAGCCAUGUUGUAUGGUCCUCCUGGUAUUGGAAAGACCACGGCCGCACAUCUGGUCGCCCAGGAAUUGGGAUACGACAUACUCGAACAAAACGCAUCAGAUGUGCGUUCAAAAACUCUUUUGAAUUCUGGUGUGAAGAAUGCUUUAGAUAAUACUUCUGUUGUAGGGUUUUUUAAAAAUCAGGAUGCUAAUGUUAAAGACAAUAGGAAUAAAUUUGUUAUUAUUAUGGACGAAGUUGAUGGUAUGAGUGGUGGUGAUAGAGGUGGAGUUGGACAAAUGGCACAGUUCUGUCGAAAGACCUCCUCACCUUUAAUUUUAAUUUGCAAUGAACGUUCAUUACCAAAAAUGAGACCCUUCGAUCGGGUGGUUUGUGAUAUUCAGUUUAGGAGGCCAGAUGCGCAAUCAAUGAAAGCUAGGUUGAUGACUAUAGCUGUUCGCGAAGGAUUUAAACUGGAUCCAACUGUCAUAGAUCAAUUGGUUGCGGCAACCCGUGGGGACAUCAGGCAGAUCAUAAACUUGUUAUCAACAGUCUCAAAGACUACUAGAUCUAUCAACCAUGACAAUUCUAAGCAAAUAUCUGCGGCGUGGGAAAAGAAUAUAGCGUUAAAGCCUUACGAUAUCACUCAAAAGUUAUUUGAAGGUAGAAUAUAUUCUGGAUCUGGUCCUGAACAAUUCCCGCUGUAUAAAAAGAUGGAGUUAUAUUUCGAUGAUUUUGACUUUACGCCAUUAAUGGUACAAGAAAAUUAUCUGAAUACUCGACCAUCUAAUUUACAUUCAGGGAAGUCGCACCUGGAGUUAAUUGCUGAUGCAGCUGACUCGAUCUCUCAAGGAGACUUGGUUGAAAAGAAAAUUCGUAGUGCUGAACAACUGUGGAGCUUGCUUCCAUUACAUUCAAUAGUGUCAUCCGUUAGACCAGCAUCCAAAGUUGCUGGUCAAAUGGCUGGAAGGAUCAAUUUUAGUUCGUGGUUAGGUCAAAAUUCUAAGAUGGGGAAAUAUUAUAGAUUACUUCAGGAGUUGCACUAUCAUGCAAGGCUGAGUACUUCUGCAUCGAAGUCUGCCUUUAGAUUACAUUACAUGCCAACUUUAAAACGGAGGCUAUUGGAUCCAUUACUGAAUGAUGGAGCUGCUUCCUUGCCCGAAAUCAUUUCUACUAUGGAUGCUUAUUAUCUCUCUAAAGAAGAUUGGGAUGGAAUAAUGGAUUUUAUGAUUGGCCAUGAAAACACAGAAGCCGCUUUAAAGAAAAUAUCCUCCAGUGAUAAACGUGCAUUCACUACCAUGUAUAAUAAGGUGACACACCCUGUUGCAAUUAACAGAACUGGCAUUUCAAAUGCUGUUAAUAUGAAGAGCAAAGAAGCUAAGCCUGAUUUUGAGGAGUUGGUUGAUGCUGAUGAUGACGUGCCAGCUGCUGAGGAAGAUGACGCUAAAGAUGAUGCUACAGAUUUGAAGAAGGACAAAUUAAUUAAGCUGAAGAAACCAAGGGUUACAUCCAAAAAGAGAGCAGCAACUUCUGCUGUAAAGAAUCCUGCCAAAAAAAAAAGACCACUAGAUGAGAAGAUAUUCCAAAUAUAUUUUUAUUCUUAUUAUGUCCCAGAACUACUCGCUUGUACAACGUUCGUCAACUUGUGA
Messenger RNA from Eremothecium cymbalariae DBVPG#7215, 2421 nucleotides. RefSeq names its product replication factor C subunit 1 (gene RFC1). Lineage: Eukaryota; Fungi; Ascomycota; Saccharomycetes; Saccharomycetales; Saccharomycetaceae. The transcript has a single exon. Gene Ontology annotation, cellular component: nucleus; DNA replication factor C complex. The coding region runs from base 1 to 2421 and encodes 806 amino acids. Gene Ontology annotation, molecular function: DNA clamp loader activity; ATP binding; DNA binding. The record is from RefSeq and is a predicted model, not a curated record. Gene Ontology annotation, biological process: DNA repair; DNA replication.